AUGCAGAAACAGAGAAAAAAUGGGGAAGUAGCUAUUCAGGCUACUAACAGCUCAUCAAUCGUUUGCAAAAGGUCUGUAGAAAGAUUUUAUUCGCAAGCAUUGGACAUGAAUUUGAAUGUUGAUCAGUCGAAAGGCUGCAUUGAAUAUUUCAAGUACUUCGUACCAAAGACGAUUCGAUGCACGCCGUGCAUCAACCGUGGAUACUGGCUCAGAAUGCACGCCGUGAAAUCUACUAUAGAUUUUAUCGUAAAACAAACUCAGGGAGAGGAGUUAGUUAUCGUAAACUUGGGAUGUGGUUUUGAUCCGCUACCAUUCCAGCUUUUAGAUCCAGAGAACAGGCAAAAUGAGAAAAAUAUGGGUCGCCUAUCGUUUUUGGAUAUUGACUAUCCCGACCUUAUAGCGCACAAAAAACGCAUAAUAGACGCUGCACCGAAGCUUAAGACUAUUAUGGGCAGCUGGAACGUAUCUCCUCGUGUCACGGGUGGUUUUGAAGCCCAAAAUUAUGCUUUGGCGCCUUAUGAUUUGAACGAUACUGACAAUUUCGAUGUAUUGAUAAAUGCCUGCAACCUGCAAGACGCAUCCGUCGUCAAAAUUUUCGUGAGUGAAGUAUCUCUGGCCUACAUGAAAUCCACUAAAGCUGACACCAUCAUUGAAAUAUGCUCUCGCCAACCAAGGUCUCAUUUCAUAAUCUUGGAGCCGCUUCUACCAGCAGGUCCGUGCGAGCCCUUUUCUAGGCAAAUGCUGCAACAUUUUAGAAGCAACAACACACCACUUCAAUCUGUAAGUCUCAACAGCACUUUGUCAGCCCAGCAUGAAAGAUUUCAGAGAUGUGGGUUCCAUUUUACAAAUAUGAAGAACAUGAUUGACGUUUGGAAUUCUUUGCCCAGCGGCACGAAAAAGAAGAUCGAUGCGAUUGAACCGUUCGAUGAGUAUGAAGAGUUCUUACUGUUUUGUCAUCAUUACGUUUUUGGUCAUUCAACCAAUGACCGAUAUUUCCCAAUGAAAGGCCUCCCGGUUCUCAAGAGACAAGCUGUAGAGAAAAUGUCCCUUCUUUGCCAUAUGCAUCUGAAGUCUCUGAUGGUGGAUAAAUUGAAUCUUCUUCAGCGAAAGUUUGGUUCCUCGACACUGCUGCCGUCUGGGCAGAUUCUGUACUCCCAUGGCUGCUAUGCCAGCAGAUUGAGCGACACGUUGCUGAUAGAUCCAGCUUCGAAUAGAGUAGAAGUUGUGAGCAGUGUUUCACAUCAACCUAGUGCCAGAAUGUGCCAUACUCUAACAGCUUUAAAUGAUGAGCUCUGCGUCCUGGUAGGCGGCAGAGGCUCCCCCAAUAAAGCGUGUGAUGACAUUUGGGUAUUGAGAAAAACUGAACAACGGCAGUGGGUCUACGAAAAAGUCCUUGAUUUGCCCGAGUCUCGAUACAGGCACUCAUCCUGUGCGAUAGACGAUGAGCGGGUUCUCAUCUACGGUGGACAAACAGCUGGCGAUGCUUUUCUUGUUUAUGACAGUGGAAAAAACGAGCUUAGUGUGCCUAUAAUUGAUGGCGAGAUACCAUCUUUGGCCUCAGCUCCUAUGACUUAUGACCAGCCAUCCAAUACCGGAGUUAUUGUUGGCGGAGUAGGAAAAGACCAACAUAUCGAUGGCUGCUUUAGAAGUUUCCAUUACGAUAAGUGUUUAAACAAGAUCACACUGACUCAAGAAUUUUCCCAUCCUUUGAUGAAGCGUUGUGGCGCUAAGGCCCUUCACACUAGUUCAGACACAAUUUUGAUUAUGGGCGGAACAAAUUCUUGCAUGCUUCUUGACAGAGAGACGACAAUGAUCGAAGUCAACUUAAGAGACAAUCAACUUACCACAAAGGCCAUUCCUGAGCAGUACUGGCAGGCCGACUUUCCUUUGCUAGUAGGUUUUGAGAUGCUACAAUGUCUUGAUUCAACGAUUCACAUUUUUGGAGGUGGAGCUGUAUGCUAUGGUUUUGGCUCGGUUUGGAAUGGGUGGUUAAAAUUAAAAAUUACGUAA
Molecule: messenger RNA, 2010 nt
Organism: Lachancea lanzarotensis
Lineage: Eukaryota; Fungi; Ascomycota; Saccharomycetes; Saccharomycetales; Saccharomycetaceae
Gene: PPM2
Product: LALA0S13e02168g1_1
Exons: 1
Coding region: 1-2010 (669 amino acids)
Biological process (GO): wybutosine biosynthetic process; tRNA methylation
Molecular function (GO): tRNA methyltransferase activity; protein binding
Source: RefSeq, a predicted model, not a curated record